Drosophila busckii is the source of this 1683-nucleotide messenger RNA. It is a transcript of the gene mldr, whose product is annotated as mitochondrial ribonuclease P catalytic subunit. Gene Ontology annotation, biological process: tRNA 5'-leader removal; mitochondrial tRNA 5'-end processing. The transcript has 2 exons. NCBI's taxonomy places the organism in Eukaryota, Metazoa, Arthropoda, Insecta, Diptera, Drosophilidae. Bases 76 to 1671 code for a protein of 531 amino acids. The record is from RefSeq and is a predicted model, not a curated record. Gene Ontology annotation, cellular component: mitochondrial ribonuclease P complex; mitochondrion. Gene Ontology annotation, molecular function: protein binding; ribonuclease P activity.
GAUGCCUUGCGAUUGCUAUGCGCAAACAUCGAUACUGCUACCGGCAACAAGUGCAACUUUAAAACAAAUUGGAAUAUGUACAAUUUGCGCUUGCUGCGUCAACUGAGAUAUAGUUCCGUUAUCUGCAACUCGACGCCUCCACUGCGGUUCUUGGCUAGUCAACACAAGCGCCGACCUCAACUAGGUGUCGUCAAGUCGAACCAGCUGGAACAGCUAAAGGCCAACUUCUUUGACAGUCGCAAUGAACUAAAUGAUGAUGAAUGGCAAAGCCUAAGACACACGCUGAUAGACAGCUAUAAGUAUAUAGAUGCCCACAAUGUGGAUGCCUAUAUAAUUGGACUGUGCGGCGGCGCGGAGCAGUUGCAGCUUGCUAAAAGUUAUGUAAAGUUUCUAAAAGAUCAGGGCAAGCAGCCCAAUGGAGCGACGCUGGGACGUCUUUUGCGUGUGUAUAGUGCUGCCCAUGGUACACGCACACUCAGCGACGCGGAGCAGUCAGAGAUUCUGAGCAUUUGUGAUACACUGCGUGGCGCGCAUGAUGUGCUAGAUGCCACAAGCUGCGAGCAUCUGAUCCACGGACUUGUAGCUACUAAACAGCACUGGCAACAGGCAGUGCCUCUGCUCGAAAUGAUGAAACUAACCAGCUCACCCACCAUAGCAGCCUACAGCGUGCUGGCAGCAAAGGCGUUCUGUGUAGGCGAUACAGAGCUAGCCUGGCGUCUGCUGGAAGAGAUGCUGACAUUGCGCAAGCUGCCCAAGUGUGAGGUUUACAUAAGCUUGUUGGACUACAUAGCUGAAAAUUCAUCAAAGCUAUGCACACAACUGGAAAGACUGCUGCGUUUUCUUGAACAUCACGAUAUACUCAUAAGCGCGAAGGUCGGAACGCGACUAUUAGCUUUGGCACAGCAGCAGCCGAAGCACCUGCAAGUAACCGCUACGCGACUGGAGCGAAUGGGUAGAUGUGCCAACUGUGAACAGCAUCUGGAGCGUGUGGCCAUCAGCGAUGCCCAGUUUGAGCAGCUGCGCGAUUCCUUCCUAGAAAAGGUGCUGGUGGGCCAGGAUGUGUUUCAGAAGUCUACGCCAGAGGAGGUGGCACGAUUCAAGCAGCAUGUGGAGCAGUCUGCGCCAUACGAUUGCGUUAUAGAUGGCCUCAAUGUGGCCUACUCAACGGGCGUAAAGAAGCCACCCGAGCAACUAGCCAAGUUGCUGGCCACAGUGGUUCGCUACUUCAAGGAGCGACGUAAACGUGUCUUGGUCUUGGGACGCCAGCACAUGCGAAAUUGGUCCAAGCAGGCCAUGCACUAUGUGCAUAGCAAUGCCAGCGUGUUCUUCACCAACAAUCUGUCCCAAGAUGACCCCUUCUUGUUGUAUGCCACAUUGCGUAGUGGCCAAGAGACUGACUUCUUUUCGCGGGAUCUAAUGCGCAGUCAUGCCUUUCUGCUGGGCAACGAACUAAAGCCCAUUUUUCGUCGCUGGCAGCAGGAGCAUCAAUACUCUCUGGUCACCCAAACCCAAACGGGUAAAAUAAUUGUCAAGGAGCCUAUAAGGUAUCGUUUAAGCGUGCACCAAGUGGGCAACGUGUGGCAUGUGCCCUGCUGCGAGAGCUACACGCCGCAAAUGCCCGAAAGCUUUGAGGUGCCACAACGCUGGCUGUGCCUCAAUAUAGUGAAAUAAUAAGACGCAUUU